Messenger RNA from Gavialis gangeticus (Gharial), 1815 nucleotides. RefSeq names its product presenilin associated rhomboid like (gene PARL). The coding region runs from base 80 to 1015 and encodes 311 amino acids. Gene Ontology annotation, cellular component: membrane. Gene Ontology annotation, molecular function: serine-type endopeptidase activity. The record is from RefSeq and is a predicted model, not a curated record. The transcript has 9 exons. NCBI's taxonomy places the organism in Eukaryota, Metazoa, Chordata, Crocodylia, Gavialidae.
AUUUCCUGCUUAUACCCAGCAAAGAAAUGGAUUUAGACGAGCACCCCAGAAGAUUAAACCUCAAAGUCCAGACCAAGGAAUGGGCUCCAAGCCAUACCAAAAUAAGCAGUUUCCUCCAGUGGAGGAACUAGUCUCUUAUACAUCUUCCUCUUCCCUGAAGCGACUAGUGAAGCCAUUCUUUUUUACAGUUGGGUUUACAGGCUGUGCGUUUGGAUCAGCUGCUAUUUGGCAGUACGAAUCCCUGAAAUCCAAGGUCCAGAACUACUUUGGGGAUGUUCAAGCUGAUUGGAUGGAUAAGUUUCGACCUCAAAAACAGGGGAACUUAAAGCAGGUUAACAAGUGGUGGAAUCGCCUGAGUGAGGGUCAGCGGACUGUGACAGGUAUUAUAGCUGCAAACAUCUUUGUAUUCUGUUUAUGGAGAAUACCUACUAUGCAGCGGAUUAUGGCUACAUAUUUCACAUCUACUCCUGCCUCUAGAAUCCUUUGUGCUCCCAUGCUUCUGUCUACAUUUAGUCAUUUCUCUUUUUUCCACAUGGCAGUAAACAUGUAUGUUUUGUGGAGUUUUUCAUCUAGUAUUGUGUCUUUUUGGGGACGGGAGCAGUUCAUGGCAGUGUACCUUUCUGCAGGUGUUUUCUCCACUUAUGUCAGUUAUGUCAAUAAAAUGGUCACUAGAAGAUUUGAACCAUCCCUUGGAGCAUCAGGAGCACUAAUGACUGUGCUUGCUGCAGUAUGUACAAAGAUGCCAGAAACAAAACUAGCGAUCGUAUUUCUUCCAAUGAUCACAUUUACAGCAGGAAAUACUUUAAAAGCCAUUAUUGCAGCGGAUACUGUAGGGGUUGUUCUGGGCUGGAAGUUUUUUGACCAUGCAGCACAUCUUGGGGGAGCACUGCUUGGUGUGUGGUAUGAGACUUAUGGUUAUGAACUCGUAUGGAAGAACAGAGAACCACUGGUGAAGGCUUGGCAUGAAAUGAGGACUAAGAGUUCAGGAAGACGAGGUGGUGAAGGUUCUCAGUGAUUGUAAUUUUAGAAGAUACUUGUGCAGAGAGGAUGUACUACUUGAAGACACGAGAGUGCAUUGAUUCUGGAUUUUUUGCUAUUCUGCAGAAAAUCUCUUAGCAUCUGUAGUUUCUAACGUAAACCAAGUUUACAAAUAAAUGCCCUUCAGUGACAAACUCUGACAAAGCUGAAACAAUAAAAGGUUUAUAUCCUAUUCCUUUCUAAGGGAAAGGUGUGCCUCACGUUUUUAAAUAUUUGAGAAUAAGAAUUCAGUCAAAUGACUGAAAGCGGAAACCAAGCAAAUUCAUAUUCAGUACAGCUUUAAAAGCAGUGUAGAUAAACCAUUAAAGCGAACUCCCAGUGGGAAGUGUUCAGUUCUCCAUCUCCGUGUCUCCAAAUCAAGACCACCGAAUGCCUUUCCGUAAGGUAUUUUAGUCGCAUGCAAGUUAUUGAGCUCGAUGCCAGGAUAACUGGGUAAAAUUGUAUGGACUGGUAUUUGUAGAUCAGAUUAAAUGAUGUGAUGGUCCCUUUUGGCUGUAAACUAUGAAUCAAUUCUGGAAUGAUACAGGUUUUUAGUUUUGCAGCAAAAUUGACAACUAACAGCUGUCUUAACAUUAAGGGUUUGGCUUUCACUCAAGUCACAGGCUUCUAUUUAACCUUUUACUUUCCUCUGCUUCCAGAUUAGAGUGAGAAUUUGUCAAUGUCUCCUGCUUCUACUUGAGGCAGGGAAGUGACCUGCCUACUUCAUAUUAGUUUGGGUAUCUUACCUGAGGGAUCCCAGAAGAUGUUCCACCGUCAUUUCUCUAAUUUGAACUAAUU